Messenger RNA from Cladophialophora carrionii CBS 160.54, 249 nucleotides. RefSeq lists its product as uncharacterized. Gene Ontology annotation, molecular function: hydrolase activity. The coding region runs from base 1 to 249 and encodes 82 amino acids. The record is from RefSeq and is a predicted model, not a curated record. Lineage: Eukaryota; Fungi; Ascomycota; Eurotiomycetes; Chaetothyriales; Herpotrichiellaceae. The transcript has a single exon.
AUGAGGUUCUGCGUCGGAUGGCGGGCAAAGUCGCUCGUUGGUCUGCCGUCGGCAUAUAUUGACGUGGGCACCCUGUAUAUCUGUCGGGACGAGGAUCCCGAGUACGCGAGAGGCCUUGCCGCCGAGGACAUCGACGUCGAGUUCCACUUGUACCCCGGGGUGCCGCAUGCUUUUGAGCUGUUUGCGCCAAAAUCUGGUGUCACGGAGCGAGCCAUGGCGAAUAGACUCAGGGCCUUGCUGAGCUUUUGA